AUGAUGAACAAAGUAUUUGUCGACGGCGGAAGUGGUCUCAAUCUUAUUUAUGCUGACACCCUCCGCGGGAUGAACCAUUCCGUGACAAAGCUUCCUGCAACGGACACAACCUUCCACGGCAUCAUCCCGGGCAAAGCAGCCACGCCACUAGGAAGAAUCAGCCUGGACGUGGUAUUCGGCUCACCCGACAAUUUUCGGCGUGAAAGACUCGACUUCGAAGUAGUCGACUGGCCUUCACAGUACCACGUGGUACUGAGCCAAGUCGCGCUGACUCGCUUCAAGGCGGUCCCGCGCCACGCUUAUCUCAAGCUCAAAAUGCCAGGGCCCAACGGCGUGAUCACCGUUUCAGGAAAUUUCACGUGA
This is a messenger RNA of Brachypodium distachyon (stiff brome), 363 nucleotides long. RefSeq lists its product as uncharacterized. The transcript has a single exon. NCBI's taxonomy places the organism in Eukaryota, Viridiplantae, Streptophyta, Magnoliopsida, Poales, Poaceae. The record is from RefSeq and is a predicted model, not a curated record. The coding region runs from base 1 to 363 and encodes 120 amino acids.